AAUAUUUAAGAUGGUCAGAUAGAAUUCAUGUCAAAAGAUCAAGUUUUAUUGUGUAAAGGUGGUCUGAUAUGGAGGAAGAUAUUAAGCCCAGUAGCUCUUCUAGCUUGCUGUCACAGACUCGACAUUACCUUUCACUGGACUUUAACUGCGAGAACACUGCUCCUAGUCAUACAAACCGUUGUUUAGGCCUUUUUCGGAUGAUAGAUCAGCAAUCUAUUAUGCAAACACUUUUAGUUAAAGGUUGGUCAAAAGAAAAGGAACCAGAAAUGGAUAAAAAGAAAAAGUCUUUAAACAUUAGUAAAGUGACAAAUUCGAAUUCCCUCCACGCUUGCAAUACUCAACAGGAAAUAAUAAAACGUUGUAAUAUAUUUUGCAUAACCAAAGGUCUGGACAGUUGUUUUACAGGUAAUCAUUCAUGUGUGAGUGUGAAGGAGUCGCCAAGAACUCUUUAUGCAGAACUAGACGAUUUUGAUUCAAACAUAAAACCUUCUGAGUACAUUCCACAAUUAAUAGAUAUCAAUAACACGAUUGAAAUUGGUAAAACUAGUUCAUUUCCUUGAUAUUGAAGAGUACUUAACAGAAAUUCUGUACCAUUUCAUAGCCCUCUAUUUUUCAAAUUACGUAGUGAGUACGAAUUAAUAAAUCAAUAAAAUUAUGACAAACUUUAA
Macrosteles quadrilineatus (aster leafhopper) is the source of this 668-nucleotide messenger RNA. RefSeq lists its product as uncharacterized. Lineage: Eukaryota; Metazoa; Arthropoda; Insecta; Hemiptera; Cicadellidae. The transcript has 3 exons. The coding region runs from base 69 to 560 and encodes 163 amino acids. The record is from RefSeq and is a predicted model, not a curated record.